GUUGAAGGUUGGAUUGUAUCCUAAAAUCCCCUCAACGGUCGGAAAUCCGACCGUUGUGAGGUUUGCUUUUAAACAAACAUAUUCGCAUUUACCACUCACUGGUAUGCAGUUCCCUCCUCUACCUCUCAUCUUCUCCAAAAACCUUCAUUUUUUUUUUUACCUCUUAUUGUAGAUGAAGAUUUCUCAUGCAACCCUCUCCAAAGUGCAGAGAAAGGUUUUCUGUGCUGACCUCUUCCAAGCUAUCUGAGAAGGAGGUUGUCAUUGAUGUUUAAAAAAGCUUUGAAAAGGUUAUAAAUGGCAAAUUUAAAUAAUUCGGACUCAGAUACCGAUGACGUAGCUGAGAAAGCGAUUAUUUUAUUCACGGCAGUAAUUGCGGGUGCAUCAGCUGCGACUGUGAUGUGCAAUGCAGCAUCCACGAUAGUAGCAGCAGUCGCUACAAAUUAUAUGGAAGAGGAGGAUGAAAAUGAUAUUCGAGGGUCCCAUAAUUGGAAAUGCCUACAAUCUACGAAUGCAGUUCUCGAUGGACACGGGUCUAAUUUCUUUGAUGCAGGUAUGCAACCUUCAACAUCGUUAGUAUUUGGAAUGACUAAUACUCCACAAGCUGGGCUAUAUUAUUCAAGAUCGCAGAAGAAGAAAAAGAAAGUCACAACUAACAAUGAAAUGGUGCAAGAAAUGAAGCGCGUAACCUCGUCUCUCAAAGCAACCCAGGCGACAUUGAUAGAGAUGAAAGACAAACUUAGUGACUUCAUAGAUACGCAUCAUGCUGCCCAAAUUGAUAAGGGUAACUUCCGCCAAUAUAUAAUGCAAUGUCUUAGGGACAUACCAAACAUAGACGAACCGUAUACAUGGCGAGCAUUAAGGUAUCUCUUAGAGCAUAGAGAUUUAGCAUUGUUCUUCAUCGAAUUACCUGUUGAGCUAAGGUGGGAAUUUCUAAUAAACACUAUUCCAGAUUGAUGAGGGUAUUAUGUUCUUUUUAUAACUUUAGUUUUGUUAAUUUAGCAAUUUGGGUUUGUAUAACUUUAAAAAUAUUUUAUAUUUGGUAUUCUUUUAUCCUUUUA
Molecule: messenger RNA, 1058 nt
Organism: Magnolia sinica
Lineage: Eukaryota; Viridiplantae; Streptophyta; Magnoliopsida; Magnoliales; Magnoliaceae
Exons: 3
Coding region: 295-954 (219 amino acids)
Source: RefSeq, a predicted model, not a curated record